Macadamia integrifolia is the source of this 4281-nucleotide messenger RNA. Its product is annotated as probable E3 ubiquitin-protein ligase HIP1. Bases 2459 to 4120 code for a protein of 553 amino acids. Lineage: Eukaryota; Viridiplantae; Streptophyta; Magnoliopsida; Proteales; Proteaceae. Gene Ontology annotation, molecular function: ubiquitin protein ligase activity. The transcript has 10 exons. The record is from RefSeq and is a predicted model, not a curated record.
GUUACUGCGUUAGAGAGAGAGAGAGAAUUGCAGCUUAUUAUUAUUUUAUUGGCAUUCAUUAUUGGUGUUCCUUAAAUAUUGUUUGUUACAAACCAUAAACAUUAAUCAGUUAAAUUUUUAAUCGGUUUCCCGGCGGUGGGCGUCGUCAAAGCAAUCUCUCAUCGUCUUCUUCAACAACAACGGAACCCACUGCUUCGUGACUUUCUUCACUUCAAUUAAAUUGAGAAAGCAUUCUUAGAUAUAUUUCUCUUCUGCUCUCGAUCUUCUCCGAUCGUCCCAUUGAUCGGCCGGCACGCUCUUACGAGUUUUACGGGCAUCUAAGGCACCUUUUGAACUCACUGGGCAAAAGGGAAGAAAGGAUUCCCAUUCUGAAAUCCUGUGUGCCCAUCAAGUUUUAUUAUCCGUGACAAGCCACAAUUUUAAAGAUCUUAGGUCUGCCUUUGUAUUGGGACUUCAGAGAGAAGGUUAAAGAUUACCCAAGAAUUGCAUUUUUUGGUAUGUGAAGCUAUUUCUUUUAACUUGCAUGGUUCUUGUUAGUACAACAUGGCCAUGCUACUCGAAGGACAGAGGAGGGGUUGGAAUGUGGUGCUUUUUUCUCAUAGCUAUGCAGUUGUUUCUGAGGAUGGUAGGAUCCUUAGAACUAGUCUGUAUGAGUAAAUUUGCUAAAGAUGAUGUUGGUUGAACAUGCUAAGGGGCAUUGAUGAAAUGAAAGAUCCAGGGAAAACCCUAAUCUUCGUUCUUGUUGAUGUUAUUGCUAAACAUGACGGAUCUCAUCUGCUACAAGGUUUGAGUACCCCAAUUUGAAUUUGGAGUGGGAUGGCUGACUUUUUUUUGUGCAAAAGCAAUUUCAUGGCUUUCAGACAUUUCUGCCAGGCAACUUCCUGUAUCCCAACACCUUCAUAUUGGGAAUUUUACCUACAGUAAACCUCUAUUGUAAAACUGUAAAAAAUUGUGGGAUUGAAAUGUGAGAAUUGUGUGCUAACAGGUUGUCUGUUUGACUGAAUUAUUUGACAUGUGGGAGAGGAUUUUUCCUUCUGAAAGCUGAAGAUCUUGUAUUAACAUUUCUGAUAUUGAACCCUGUUACUCCCAGACAUGAUCACAAUCAUCUGCUGCUACUUUGUUAUGUGGGUUGAUGCUUCAAAGGAAAUCUAUGCUUUGCAUAUUUAAUGGAACAAACAUUGAUUGUAAAGUAUGACAGAUUGAAAUCUUUCGUCACUAGAUGGAAGGGUGUGUAACCUGUGGUGGUUUUGUAAGUGUUGGGGAACGUCCACUAGGUGGAGGGAAAUUUGCAAGCCCAACCUUUCCCCAUAUGUUCCUAGCUAACCUUCUUUAGUAUUCGAACAAGCCCCGUAUUCAUUGACUCUGCCAACAAAUUGAAUCUCAUCUUUCUUUAAUUCCAAAUAGAGUUGAUAAAUAGAAGGAGAAGGUGUCUUCUAAGGUGAAAUACAAGGUGUUAUGCCAUUGAAGAUGAUAAUAAAUUUGUCAUGGUGGAAGGAAGAAUAAAUAUUCCCAUUCACAUUUCAAAGUAACUUCACCCACUGCAAUGAUCGAAUUUUUAUAACUAAGAAGAUGGAGGGAAACAUCAUCUAUAUUUGCAGUGCCUUGUUACUAUCCAGGUCAGGAAAUAUGAUUGCAAUUUUUCUGCUGAAAAGGGCUGUUUUAUCAGCUAAUUUUGGAGUCUUGUCACUGGACUUGAGAAGUAGAAAAAUUUCCAAACUGGAUGUGAGGAUGGUUCUUUAUUGUCAAGUCGUCCUCUAUUGGAUGAUUUCAUGAAGUUCACUUGCCUAAGAAGCCACAAUCUGAUGACCAAGGUUUCCACAUCUGAUCCAUUCUAGGGUUUUAAGAAUAUCUCCGUAGUUGUAUAUAUUCUGUGUUCAAAUCUCAAACAAUUCCUCAUGGUUGAUUCUUGUAAGAAGACAGUCAUCUUUUGAUUAUGCAUUGUGCAACCUCUUUUGUUUAAGUGGGAGAAUUUCCUGAAAUUGUAAAAUCUGGGUGUGAUUAUAGAAGGCGGAAACUCCAAGCUCUGUACAAGGAUGGCCGAAAGAAAUCUGGGUAUUUUUUGGCAUAUCAACAAAUCGAGUCUUCUGCAGCGAGUUAUUUUAGGGGUAGGCUAAAUGAUUACCAUCAGUUUAGACCAGUGGUUCAAGUACAAAGUUCCAGAGUUGAAGAUAUAUUUGUGCAUUGUUUGAUCAUUUAACAAGGCAUUAGUGAUAUGGUUAAUGCUUUUGGUAUUCAUCUUUCCCAUUUUUCAAUCCUGUGGAAACAGCAAAGCAUUGCCCUUGCUUUAUGCUUCUUUUUCUUUCUGAAGAUAGAUCAUGGUUAAGGUACUUUCAUGCAGUAUAUAGACAAAUAAUUACUAUCUUGGUCCAAUACUUCAAGAGAGAAAGGUUGAGGUGGAUCUUUUUUUUCUCUUCUUACUACAGAACCCAAGUCAUCUUUGACUUUGUGGUGACAUUGCAUGGGGCAUAGACACUUGUUUGGCACAUCUCAAAAUUAUGUGGGGGACCAGAAUCAGAACCAGAAUCAUAUUCCUGCUGAGCAGCACUAUGUGCAUUUGGGCAGGGCUGGUCCUCCAGAAAAUGGUUCUGUUGUUUUUCCCAUUGAAAGUAUUUCAACGAGUGGAUUAACCUUUAGCUCCCAGUGGAAUUCAGCAAUGAGGUCAAAUGAGUAUCCUUCCCCAAGUGUUGGCAUGGAGGUACCACAUUAUCGACCAGCUGCUGGAGGCUCUUCUUGUGAUCCCUUUCUGCAGCCAUCAGCUGGUGGGAACUUCUGUCCAGCCUCGCAGAAUUAUGCUCACCACACAUCUUCUUCGAGCUAUUACAGAAACACAAUUCAUGGUGUUGAGGGUAGUGUGGUUAGUUCUGUUGGAAGUUCAAGAAGGUCAUGUAAAAGAAAAAUCCCAGCAACUUCUGUAGUCUGUGAGAGAGGCAGUACCAGCAGAUACUAUGGUGCUGGAAGUUCCUCUGAUCUCUCUCUCUCUUCCAAUGUGCAGCAGGAGAAGCCUAAUUUACAUUCCCAACAUUGGGCUUGGGAUCCCAUUGGCAUGAACCCCAGUUAUAGGGGCAGUAGUUUGUCGAUUGGGAAUGAAGGUUCACAAAGGAAUGUGAGAAGCCGAUCUACCCUUGAUUUGGAAGCAAAUCUACCUAGGGUCCAUUUGUCAAGCAAUGUUUCUCGCCAUCCCCAUUCUUCUGGCCGUCCAGUUGAUCAUGCUGGCAUGGUGGAUCUGGCUGGUCAUGGUGGUAAUGCAAUCACUUGGGAGUGGAGUAAUAAUCGCAUCCCUCCCACUUCUCAAGGAAGAAUUCUGGCUUCAGAUACCAGUGGCCCGACUCACGAGACCAACCAGUUUCUAGGAGUCUCCACUACUAAUGAUUCCUUAGAGCUUGGCGGGUUCCAGAAUGGUUUCAUUUCCAGCCGAAAUCCUGCUGUCCCUCCACACAAUCUUCAUGGCAACCCAACUCAAGCUGUGGGGGGUGGUCAUAGUAGCUACUAUCAAAGAUCAUCUACGUCUGCUCACAGGCCCUCUUUAGGCUACCCACGCUUGGGCCAUAAUUCAACUUCUUCAGAAGAUGGUUUGCAGUUGGCAUCCGAAGCUUAUCCUGCCAGACAUUCAAGAUCAUUGUCUACUGUAGGGUGGCAUAACAAUGACAGGAUUGGAAGGCCAAGAAUAUCUUAUGAGAGAUUCCGCUUACUUUCUGAUGAGGCAGAUGCCCGUGAAAGAUUGGUGUCUGAGGGUCUAAUGAUAGUGGAGCGCUCAGCCUGGUAUGGUUCCAGGAAUUUGCUUGAUCAGCAUAGGGAGAUGAGGCUAGACAUAGACAACAUGAGUUAUGAGGAACUUCUUGAUUUGGGGGAAAGAAUUGGGAGUGUUAGCACAGGAUUAUCGGAAGAUAUGAUUUCAAACAGUUUGACUGAAACGAUAUAUUGUUCUUCAGAUCACAACCAGGAGGAAGUAACUUGUGUGAUCUGCCUGGAAGAGUACAAGGACAGGGAGCAAGUUGGGACACUGAAGAAUUGCAGGCAUGGUUAUCAUGUGAAUUGUAUACAGAAAUGGUUGUCGAUGAAGAAUGUCUGCCCAAUCUGCAAGGCACCUGCUAUAGCAGCAGAUGAUUUACAAGAGAAAUAGCUCCUUUGCUGAUGCAUGAGCUUUGCUAUGUCCAUCUUGUAAAUAUAUUUGGAUUGAGUCCCUCUCCUAAAGGCAGGAGACAGACUAGGUUACAUUGUUUAUAUGGACUAAGGAAAUGUUCAAUUACAUUAUCAAUUAUUGACUAGAAAUUCUGUUUAUGA